Molecule: messenger RNA, 588 nt
Organism: Aphanomyces astaci
Lineage: Eukaryota; Oomycota; Saprolegniomycetes; Saprolegniales; Verrucalvaceae
Exons: 2
Coding region: 1-588 (195 amino acids)
Molecular function (GO): DNA binding
Source: RefSeq, a predicted model, not a curated record
AUGGAAACGUGUUCAGUGUGCGGCGCCGACGACGGCCCAACCCUCCGACAGUGCAACAUGUGUUCGUCCAAGUUCCAUCAUAUGUGCAUCGUGGAAGAAGCCGCGAAGAAAGGGUGGCCCGAAGCGAAAGAAUGUCAAGAACUGUGUGCUGUGCAUGCGGUGCCAUCAUCAGCGCCGCAAGACGUGCCGCUAUCUGCGAAGAAGCGAGGACGUCCGAAGGGAGCGAAGAACAAGGCGAAGGUGCAAGAUGUGCAGGACGAGUCUACACCGAAGAAGCGUGGGCGGCCACCGAAGUCGUCGUCAAGUGCCAACAUGCCGUCAACGCCGUCAGAGGUGGACGUCAAGCCGAUCCCAGUCGGGAUAUCCGAGUUUACACCCGACCACAAGUCCAUUCGAUCCGAGACAAUGUUUCGGAACGUGUCGUUCAGGCCGCUACGAGAGAUGCAAAUCCACAAGAACUACAACAGGCUGCUUGCCUUCUACGCGGAUUGCCAAAACUUCAUGCUAAGUGGUGGCGAGAACGAUCCCAACAUCGACACGCCGGGCAAGAACACGAAAGCCGAGGCCAAGUCGAUGGUGGCAUUGUAA